AUGAGGCGCUAAAACAAUUAAUCUUUUUUGGUUUUACUCUUACUUUCUUUUAAGAUUUUUUUUCUUUCCCGGCGCAGAUGACUAGUGGUUACGCUCUGUCACCGGCGAUUAUCGCCGCCGUUCGUCCUCCGUCAUCUCAAGAUUGUCUCUCUGCUGCAUCUGUUUACGGACGCAAAGCGAUCAAUUCUUCUUCAUCUUCGUCUAUCUUGAUACCUACCUCAUUAUCCACUUCCUGCGGUCGAAGCAAAUGCGCCUUCUCAAUCUCGCGGAAAUCGACGAAGAUUCGUUGCGAUACUGCAGUGAAAUCGGCGGCUUCCGUAGACGCGGACGCUGAUCUCUCGUCACCUACGACGUCACUGGAGAAGGAGGAAGAUGAGAAGGCCAAGGCGAAGAUUGGGGCUAGGGUUAGGGUUACGGCGCCAUUGAAAGUUUACCAUGUGGUUCGUGUUCCGGAGGUUGAAUUGAUGGGGAUGGAAGGUUUUAUCAAAGAUUACGUCGUUCUUUGGAAAGGAAAGAGAAUCUCAGCUAAUCUGCCGUUUAAGGUACAGUUUGUGAAAGAGAUCGAAGGUCGUGGCCCUGUUAAGUUCUUCACGCAUCUUAAGGAAGACGAGUUCGAGUUAAUUGAUCCGUGAUUGAAUUCAAACCAAAAGGCAAAAGCUUUCUUCUUCUCUUUCUGAUGUUAAUUAGACUUGAGAAAAAUCUUUUGUGAAUGGAAUGGGUUUGUUUGUAUGUACCCUUUUGUAUACAAUUUAGCUUAUUAUAUACAUAACAUUUCACCCAUUCUUGAAUCCUCUAUUGCUUUGCUGCUUCUUAUGUUGGAGAAAUAAACAAAAAAAAAGCUGUUUCUUGAUC
Messenger RNA from Camelina sativa (false flax), 852 nucleotides. Its product is annotated as ferredoxin-thioredoxin reductase subunit A2, chloroplastic. The record is from RefSeq and is a predicted model, not a curated record. Gene Ontology annotation, biological process: photosynthesis. Lineage: Eukaryota; Viridiplantae; Streptophyta; Magnoliopsida; Brassicales; Brassicaceae.